AAAAUGAUAUCUGUGGUUUGCCAUUGUGCUCACGUUAACAUUUGUAUUUAAUGGCACUGGCCUGUGACAUGAUUGUAGCUAAAGAGGAGGGCCAAGGACAGAGCCUGUUGUGCUACAGCAUUUCAAAAUCAAGGGCAAGGAAAAGAUCCAGCAAAGGACACGGAGAACGAACACCCAAUGAGGUAGGAGGAAAAUUAGGGGAGUAUGGUGUUCUGCAAGUGAAGUGAUAAAAUGACUCAAAAAAGAGGGAGUGUUCAGCUGUGUCAGAUGCUGCAGGAAGGUUAAAUGCAGCCGCCUCGGUGUUCCAGAGCAGUUCCAGUGGAGUGGUUUGGAAGCAGUUUGGCACCGCGACUGGAAAGAGAUGAAGAGACAGAAGUGAGGGCAUAAGGAUAUAGCUGAUUAUGGCUGGAUCAGUAAAUGAAGUUUCUGGCAGUCUGGACGUGCUGGAGUCCAGUGAAGAGGGGAAGAAGAAAUCCAAAUUUAAAGCCUUCAAGAGCUUUUUUGGCAAGAAGAAGAAAAAAGAUUCUGAAGAUGUCCAGGGAGCAAAGUUGCUGAAAACAAGCAUUCCUGACAAUAUUAACACCUCUUCCCUGAAGCCAGCUCAUGGCAGCCAACAGGUUCAGCCUAGGCCCAAGAGCAGCAUGGGAAACAAAGCCAUAUCUCAUGACAGCAUCUUCCUAUUGGAUCCUCAGUCGGAAAGGCCGGCAAGUAAGAUGUUUACUUCCAUGGAGCGCCAGAAAGGCAGACUGAUGCAGAGAUCUUACGUUUACAGAACUCUGCCUAGAACUGGCACUAGCGUCCGGGGAACCAUGUCUGGAGUUAUGUUUGGAGCUGUGCCUCGACAUAUGCCCAAAAGUGGAAUCUGGGUGGCAGGCUCCAGGAUCACAGAGGUCCCACCACUGCCACCACGCCAACCCAGCAUCAGCCCAUCGCUUAUCCGAUCUGACAUAUUUUCUGAUGAAUUUAAAGAAAUUUCUGUAGAUGAUGAGCCAGUUGACAGCUCACAAACGAAGGCUUCAUCAUACAAGAUCUUGGCACUGAAGAAGAACUUCACUGAGUCAUCAUCUGUACCCGAUCUCACACAGUCCUUGGCUGCAUUUGCUAGCAUUACCUCUCCUGGAAACACUCAGAAGUUCAGUGAUUUCCCCACCCCAGCCACCAGCCAGAGCUGUUUAGAUUCUUCAGCUGCUCGACACAAGAUGACUUUAAAUCCCAGGAAGCAAAAGAAGAACUUUCAAGCAACUGUGAAAGCAAAGCAGGAGGAGCCAAGCUUUUUACUGGUUACUGAAGAAGAAAAGAGUAUGAGAAAACCAAAAGAUGCUGACCAGAAGCUGAACAAAGACAGUGAAGAACCCACAAGCCAGAAACAGAACAACGAAACAGAAAUUUAUGAUAAGACAACAGAACAGGCCCCAAACACUGAUGCUUCUGGGAACCUAGGCGGUAUGACAGCAGUACGUGGAAGAUGUAGACGAGUAGGAGCAAAUGCUUUAGGAAUGAGUGAGUGUGGGUCCAAAGGAAGAAGCUCUGUACAGUCCAGUAAAGGACACGGCCUGGGUGAUGGGGCUGGGUCCUUACCUACUGAUAAGACUGCCAAGGACUGCUCUUUCUGGAACCUACACUUGCAGACAAAAGUCACGGAGCAGCUCACAACUCCACAAGUAGAAACCGCUACUGCUCAGAAGUUGCUCUCAGAUGAAGGUGACAUGGGUGGUAGCAACGAUGAUGUCCAUUUUCAGGCAGAAAACACAUCAGCACCCCAGCCUCUACCUGAAAACAUGGAAGCGUCGAUGGCUAGUGGUCCACCAUCCUAUCAUGAACAUACGGUUUCUGCAGCCAAGAAGCUCCGAGCCAGGGCGCUUGCUUCCCCAGGGAUGGAGAGCUCUUCCGCAAGGCCAGAAGAGGCCAUUCACUCAGUGGCAGAGGCGGCCCAGGUGAUCAGGGAGCCCUCUCAGAUCCAGUCAGCGGAGGGAUCCAAAAUGCAGCCAGCCCAGGACGUCCCAGCUGCCUUCAAAGGUGAGCCUCCUGGAAAUAUCAUCCAGGCCUUUAUAGUGAGUGAAAUUUCCGGCAUGAUCGGUGAGGCAGAGGAAAUCAUUUUUUCAGAGAGGCUGCCUCCCCUACGCCUUUCCACUUUCUUAGGGCAACACGAGGCUGAGGAAGUCCUCUCAGAGUCAGAAAAUGAUUCCGAGGACGGCAGUCGUUCUGAGGAGCAAGUGAUCCCUGCACAUUCUCGCUCGCGUCUGGGGAAGCCUGAAGCUAAGGAAACCUCAGAUUCAGAGAGUGGUACCCAGGAGCAGAGCAAUUCUGAGGAACUGGCUGCUUCUGGUUGCUCUCCUCCAUCCUUGGGGAAGUUUGAAGAUAAACCAAAAGUCUUCCCCAAAUCGAAACAUUCUGUCAUGCAAUUAAGCCGCUCUGGGAAGCAGCAGGCUCCUAGCUACCCUUCCCGACCCUUUGAGGAGUGUCAAGUUGAAAAAGUCCCCAGAGGCUCGAGUGGUCGUGCUGAGAAGUACAGCAGUGCUGAAGAUUUGAACAGCUUGGAGGGACAGCUCCCCAUCAGACCCCGCGCCCAGGCCCUGAGGAAGCCCAGAGACCAAGCAGAAGUCAGCUCAGUCCCAAAGAACACGGCUGAAGGGAGCGGUUCUGCGGAGCAGACGCUGCCCACUGGGAGGCCUGUGUUGCCGCAGCAGCUCUCCUCCAGUCCACUGAGCUCUUCGACAGAACAGGGCAUCUCUGAGGAGUCAGUGUCUCCCCCAAACCCUUACCAGCCGUCGGAGGGCCCCAAUUCUGAGCACCACGUCUCUGUAAAUCCCAAGGGUGUGGCUACUGACUGGGGCAUUUCUAUGGAGCCACUGCCUCCCAGAAUGAGUUCUAAGCGCUCUGUGAGGCCAAAAGCUGAGCAGCAAGUGCCUUCACGUGCAGAAGUUACAGCUACCGGAGAGGUUGUUUCGCCGGAGGCGCUGUCUCCCAAGCGUGCUUCUCAGCCUCUGUUGAAAUCAGUAGUUGAACAAGAAGAUUCUUCAGGUUCCAAGCGCUCUGCUGGUGAGAAGGAUUCCGUGGAGCUGCGUCCUCCUGAGCUGCUUUCCCAGCCCUUAAUUAAGCCUCAGGAUCAGCAAGAUGUGUUGUCAGGUUCGGAGGCUAUUGCUGACGAAACGGGCCUUGCAGUUGCGCUGCUGCUCCCCGAAGAUUCUCCCCAGUCCUCGACAACUCCUCAAGUCCAGGGAAUCGUCUCAGAAAGCGCUGCUGCGAAGGAGGACGUUUGUGGAGAGCUGUCGCCUCCUGGGUGCCCUCCCCAGGCCUCGGUCAGGCCUAGCAGCCAGCUGCAGAAGAUCGUAGGCUCCGCGAGUGCUUCUGCGCAAUGGGAAGCCACUGCCUCCAGACACAGCCAACAAGCACCGGGGAGCCCCGCCUUUGAGCAAGUCUCUGCAGGUUCAGAGAGUGCUGCAGCUGAGGGGAGGAUGUCUGUGGAGCUGGAAUCUCCCAGGCCCCAUGCUCAGCCCCCGGCGAAGGCUGCAAGUGCAGAGGGUGUUGCCCCUGAGGGUGGCGUUUCUGCAGAACUGCUGCUUUCUGGACACGCUUCUCCGUCCACUGUAACACAUGAUGUCCAGAAAAUGGCCACAGGGCCCCAGAGUGCUGCUGUUGAGGGACGCAUGUCAGGGGAGGCGGUGCCCCCCAAAUGUUCUACUCAGCUCUCUGUCAAGUCCAAAGUGCAGGAGAUAUCCUCACGCCUAACAAACACGACUAAAGUAGAGAAGUCGCUGCUUGCCAGCCAUCCUUCCCGGUCGUUUGUGAAGUUUAUGGCACAGCAAAUCUUCUCAGAGGACUCGGCUCCCAAAGAGAGCUCUUGCACGGACCCCCCGCCUCCAAAGCAUCCAUCCAAGUCUCUGUUGAGGCCUAAAAUGGAUCACAAAGUGUUCUCAGAUCGGGAGCAGGCUGACCCCGGGGGAGGCAGAUCUUCGAAGACGCUGCCUCUGAAGCACUCUGUCAAGUCUGUGGGCAGGCCCAAAGACCUGCAAGAAGUUCCCUCAUCCUCAGAGCACGUUCCUGUGAAGAGAAGCACUGCUGAAGAGCAGCUGCCUCGUAGACAGAACGCCCCAGCCUUGGGAAAGUUUGAGUGCCAGCAAGAAGUCCCCUGUGUUUCUGAAAGCUCUCCUGAAGAGUGGAGGCCUUCUAGAGAGAGCCUGCCUCCCAGACGCGCUCCUCAAGCGUUGAAUGGGUCGCAGUUGCAGCCGCAGACUUGCCCGGCGGGCUCAGUGGAUGGGCCUGUAAGGCGGAGCAGUCCUCAAGAGCACCUGCAACCCAGGAACCCUUUACCGCCUUUUGGAGACUCUGAAUAUGAGCAACAGGUUCUUUCAAACUCCACGAGCGCUACUACCAAGGGAACCAUUUUGGAGGGCAAUUCUGGCAGAGAGUCCCUACCAAAAGGCUCAGUUUUUCCAAACAAGACCAAGCAGCACAGCGCAGGCUCUGAAGACCUCAUGACUGUUACCACCAAACCUAGGAAGUUCACCCUUGCCCCAGCCUCGAAAACACCUGUUUCUGGGGGCACGUACUCUAAGAGGGAAGGCCUUGAGAGUGGUGAUGGAAAUAAUGACAACCGCUCCAAUGUCACCACUAACGAGGCUGGCGUUGAAAAAUGUUUUGGAGUGCAACUGAGAAGACUCCCUUCCUCCCGGAAGUAUAAGAGCACAAAACUAGAUAACUUUGCCCAGCUUCCUCCACUGCCCUCAGGCCCGAUUCCAUUCUCUGAAGGUAGAGAGCAGCGGAUGAGAAGAAGAGCGUCCCGGGGGCUCCUGGACACUGCAGAGACCACCACCACAAUACCUGAGCUGGAGGGGAAGCAGCUGAGCGAGCCCAAAUCUGAAGCUGUGGCCCAGAAGCAACCUGCCUACAAGACCCCAGGAAAGCAUCCUGGUCAACAAUCAGACAGUGCUAUCUCAGAGCCAGCUUGGAUAACCAUGGCAAAGCAGAAGCAAAAGGGUUUCCAGACUCCUGUACCUAUGAGACCAUCAAAAUUCAAGGACAGAACUGGAGCAGAGGCUGCGACUAAGGAGCCUGUUUAUGUGGGAGCUGACCCUGAAAAUGACAACCAAUCAAGAAAGAUUUUCACUUCCAAUGUCCAUAGACAGAAGAUGGCACAGAUGAAGCUAAUCAAAUCAGCUGUACUUGAAGAUCAGAAGAUACUUCACAUCCCUGCCAAGCAAAAAGAAACUAAAGAAUCUUCAACUUUUCCAGCCAAGUCCCAUCAGCCAGUUGAGCUGGCUGAGCCGGUUGAACCAGCUGAGCUGGUUCAGCCAGUUGAGCCUGUCUGGUUCUCUAUGGCCAAGAAGAAAUCCAAAGCAUGGAGCCACAAAACAUAGACGAUGUAAUAAGUAGGUCCUAGGUGAAGCGUAAGCAUUUUAAAUGAUAAUUGCCAACAGUUGCAUUAAUUCUGUGCAGUGAUUUAUUUCCUGUGACCAUUUUUAUUAAGCAAAAAGGCCUUAGAAAGGGGAAUAGAAACUUACAAUCCUUUGAAUGAAAUAAAUGCCAUGAAUGCCUAGCCUUCAGUAGAGUUACCACCAAUGCUUCUUGCCACCCUCAUUCCUAGAGACACACACCUCAGAAGGUACUAGGCUGGAGAGCCCCCACCUCCCAAGAGACCCACUCACCCCAACCAUGGGGAAGAGAGAAGGCCUAAAAGGAGAGCGGGAGAGGAAGUGUCAGGAUGAGGGGGAAAGAUCAGUUGGGAGGGCAGGAGCCGAGUAGCCCUGCAAAUUUGACCCCUCCCUUUGCAUCUUGCCAUGCAGUCUGUUUCUGUAGUGCAUCACCUCCUUUUAAAACUCCCAGGCGGAGGAGUACAGAUUUAGGCACGUUUACCUCCAGAGUCAGUCCCUUAAUCAGCUAGAUUUCCAAGGUGUAGACCACCUUAGACUCUCCUCCAGGUUCACCAAAAAUUAGUUAAGUCCUCCUUUCUACAUCCUUCCUUUUUAUUCUAUCCCGCAAACCCACCAAACACGUUGAGAGAGAUGACCUUAGAUGCCUUGCCAGUUAACCCUAGCUUAUUAGGUGACCCAGAAGUGACUUCUCAUUAUAGUUAUCACUAUGUCUGCCUUUGUCUCUUCAGGGUUACUCUGUUUAAACAGAUAUGCAGGCCUGAACAUCCACCUAUGCCUUUACAUCCUGAGCGGGGCCCUGCUCCAUCCCAAAAUGCCCACCGAGGCAGCAAGGCAGUGAGGAGCCAGAGCUAAUUUAAGUACCUGGGUGCUGGCUGCUGCUGAUAUAAUGUGACACAAUACUGACCACUUGCUAGGUGUCGCAUUUUCUCUAUUAGCAUCUAUUUUUUUCUGAUACUGUGUUUUUGUCUUUUUUGAUAAAGUUAGGUUUUUGAUAGACUGGAUAUUAUUACCUUUGUAUCCCAUAAUGAACAGUAGAUGACCUUCAUGCAGGUAAUCCUUCCCUCUCUUAACAAUUUAUUUUCCACAGUUAACAAAGCUCUUUUAAUUGAUGAGGUUUUUUUUUUUUUAAAGUCUAGUGACACAUUGUUUUCAGCUUCUUUGCACUUUCUUGAUUUUUUUGAUUUAUAUAGAGCAAAUGAAAUCAAUAAAGCCUGUUCUUUAGACCAUCUCAGUCUGUUUCAUGGGGGAGGAAAAUCAAAUAGGGUAUUGACAACUCAGACUUUGAAGGUGUUCAGAGAAGCAAAAUGCUCAUAAGAAAUUGUGCUUCAUAGGAGGGGCUACCACACAGAUGAGUCUGCCAAGCUGAUGCCCUCCUAAGGGGCUUGGUGUGGAGGAGAAGUGCUAUUGAAGAGGAUUUGCAUAUGAACACCUGGGAAGUUAAGUGAGAGACUGGUGGGAGAGGGGCGCAGCUGGGCAUGAGUAGAAGGGACAAGGUGGUUAGUGACUGCACUCCGUCCUGGCUCAGGGACUAGGUCCAAGACCUAUAGCAAGAUGGUUUAACUGCAACAAGCCCUUUUCAGAAGCACAGGGCCCCACCUGCUUAGGCAAUAAAGAGUGACAGAGAGCCAGCACCGCGGCUCACUAGGCUAAUUCUCCGCCUGCAGCGCCGGCACACCGGGUUCUAGUCCCGGUCAGGGUGCCGGAUUCUGUCCCGGUUGCCCCUCUUCCAGUCCAGCUCUCUGCUGUGGCCAAGGAAGGCAGUGGAGGAUGCCCAAGUGCUCGGGCCCUGCACCUGCAUGGGAGACCAGGAGGAAGCACCUGGCUCCUGGCUUCGGAUCAGCGCAGUGCGCUGGCCGCAGCAGCCAUUGGAGGGUGAACCAACGGUAAAGGAAGACCUUUCUCUCUGUCUUUCUCUCUCACCAUCCACUCCACCUGUCAGAAAAAAAAAGAGUGACAGAGAAUGAAGAAGGGAAAGUGGUUUAUUUAGUCUAGCCUGCUUGUAACAUUUUUGGAGUUCAGAACAAGAAUUCAGCUGGGGAUCCACAAACCCCUAUGUCUAAAUAUCUGAAAUGUUUAAAUCAACUAAUUUAACAUGGUUUAUCUCCUUCCAUGACAGAGGUAUCUUCAUAAUGACCUGAAAGGUCAGGUUGGGUUUUAGAAUUCGUCGACUCCUCUAGGUCCUGCCCCAGUGGCAUGGAAAACACUGCUUUCCUCCCCUCUUCUCCCUUUGGGAUUAUUUCAGAACUCCCAGGACACAAGAAUACAACCAUAAACAUCCAUGUAUUCACCACUCAGCUAGACAUGUAACAUUACCGGUACACCUGACGCCAAAGAUGGAGCCCUCUGUACAAUCCCAAUCCCCCCCCCCCUUUCCCUAGGAGAUGAAUUCCAUCUUAGCUGUUUCUCUGUCCAAUACACACCUUUCUGCAUGCUACAUCUUUACACAUACCUCAUAUGCAUGCUUUUUAGCUUCUAUGUACCCACAGUAGGUAUCAGUGAUGAUUUGCAGGGUUUCUGAGACUUCAUAUGUCAUCAUGUUUACAUCUUCUGGAGCUAGCUUUCCCCCUUAGACAUAUUUCUGUUGCAAUCAGCUAAUCUCUUCCCCUCUGUGUCUCAGCCUCUGUGAGCUCUAGUCUCCUUCCUGCCCAGCCCUUGCUGUCCUGUUCAGUUUACCUGCAACAGGCAUAAGCCAGUGACUUUUAAGACUGGCCUUAUCUUAGGUGAGUGUCUCACAGCCUCUUCCCAAACCUUAGUGUGCGUCAGGACUCCUUGGAGGGCUUGUUAAAAACAAAUGGCUGUGAGCUGGCAUUGUGGCACUGUUAACAGUGUAAGCCUCUGUCUGAGGCGCUGCCAUCCGAUAUGGGCACUGGUUUGAGUCCUGGCUGCUCCACUUCCAAUCCAGCUUCCCGCUACUGCACCUAGGAAAGCAGUGGAAGACGGCUGAAGUACUCAGGCCCCUGAUACCAAUGUGGGAAACCCAGAUGGAGUUCCUGGCUCCUGGCUUUAGCCUGGCCCAGCCCCAGUUGUUGUGGCCAUUUGGGGAGUGAACCGAAACGGUGGAAGGAAGAUACCUUUCUCUCUCUGUCUCUGUCUCUCUCUCUUAAAUAACAGAUGGCUGACCUCAAACCUCAGUUUAUGAUUCAGAAGAUUUGGAUGUGGCCUGAGAGUCAGCACUUGUGACACGUUCUCAGGUGAUGGUGAUCUGCUAAUCCAGAGACAACAU
Messenger RNA from Oryctolagus cuniculus (rabbit), 8595 nucleotides. RefSeq names its product KIAA1210 ortholog. The record is from RefSeq and is a predicted model, not a curated record. Lineage: Eukaryota; Metazoa; Chordata; Mammalia; Lagomorpha; Leporidae.